Molecule: messenger RNA, 1230 nt
Organism: Trematomus bernacchii (emerald rockcod)
Lineage: Eukaryota; Metazoa; Chordata; Actinopteri; Perciformes; Nototheniidae
Product: T-cell acute lymphocytic leukemia protein 1 homolog
Biological process (GO): regulation of transcription by RNA polymerase II
Molecular function (GO): protein dimerization activity; RNA polymerase II cis-regulatory region sequence-specific DNA binding; DNA-binding transcription factor activity, RNA polymerase II-specific
Source: RefSeq, a predicted model, not a curated record
UGCACCAACAGUCGGGAGCGUUGGCGUCAGCCGAACGUUAACGGAGCGUUCAGCGACCUGCGGAGCCUCAUCCCAACGCACCCCCCCGACAGGAAGCUCAGCAAGAACGAGAUCCUGCGCCUCGCCCUGCGCUACAUCGGCUUCCUGGAGCAGGUGGUGACGGAGCAGGACGGCGUCACCGUGGCAACCAGGGGCCGCUCGGGCAGCGUGGAUCAGGAGGAAGACGAGGAGGAGGAGGAGGAGGAAGAAGGGUCGUCUCCGAACUCCAGCUGUGGAGACGGUCUGAUGGACGAGCAGGACUGUGGAGGACUUCUGCAGUUCCUCCAGCCAUGGAUGGAGUAAUGAAGGGUCUUAAUGGGCCGGGGGCUGAAAGCGUCUGGGGCCCCCCACUGCAAAAUGACACUCAAAGAAACGUGUUAUCGAGGAAGAGACUUGAAAUCUCUACAAAGAACUGCAAAACAGACAGAAUGACCACAAAGAGUACGAGUAUGACUGAAAUCUGCUGCAAAACCAUUGAAAAAUGCAAAGUGUCUGCAAAUGGAUGCAAAACAACUCAAAAUGGAUGCAGCAGAACUACAAGUGAAUGCAAAAUGAAAACUAUUGCAAAACGACUACAUAAAGAGGCAAAACGACUAACAAGAGACACAAAAUGACUACAAAUAGAUACAAAAUGUCUAAAGAGAUGCUAAAUGAUUCAAACUGGAUGCAGAAUGUCUGAAAAUGAUCACAAAGAGACCCAAAAACUCAAUUAACUCAAAAUAUACUAUUUGUGAUAAUUUGAGUCUGUGUGUUGUGCUCCUAUGUGGGAGAGGAGGCAGUGGGGGGAGCACUCUCGCCCAUGGACCUGGAGAGGUGAACAAAGAUGAUGAAGUAUUCAUUAAAACAGUGCAGCAGUCCUUUGAAAACGCAUAUUGUUGUAUCGGACUGAGAGUUCAUGUGAUAUUCACAUAGUGGAGUAUUAAUUCAUUAUUAGAUUCAUUAUUAAAAUGCUAGAUUGUGUUCUGUUAUAACGAGAUGCUGUGAUGUGUGUUUUUUUCUGUCAGAGAAGAAGAAGCAGAAUAAUCAGUAAACCAGAUUGAGUUUCUUUUAUUGUGAAGGAACUGUUGGUGCUUUUAUUGUUUUUAAACACUUUUGUAAAAUAUUUUAUUAUGUGUGCUGUUUGUUGAUUAUUUUCAUCUGUGAUGCAAAAUGUUCUGUGAGGUUACAGAUCAAUAAAUAUUUAUAAAAAAU